Molecule: messenger RNA, 1038 nt
Organism: Sparassis crispa
Lineage: Eukaryota; Fungi; Basidiomycota; Agaricomycetes; Polyporales; Sparassidaceae
Exons: 3
Coding region: 1-1038 (345 amino acids)
Source: RefSeq, a predicted model, not a curated record
AUGAAUUCAGAACCACUGCCACCUGGCCCUCCACAGAUACGUGGAGACGCGCGGCAGCAGCCCCCGCUUAGGAUGUCAGCCUCCGUGCAAUCUGGAGCAAACGCCUUGGUCGCGCUUGUCGAGUGCGAGAAGGCCAAGGUUCGCGAUGCGCUUCAGAAGGAACAUGCCGAGCGCGAGGCUGAGUUUGGACGCGCUCAAGAGAUCGCUACCAAAGCUCUCACAGAGGCUCUCGUACGUGCGCAUUCCGCAGAGACUGGCGUGAAGGCCGCGGAAGCCCGGGCUCACGCCGCAGAGACUGAGCUUGCGCAGGCGUGGGCGCGUGCGGGCCCGGCAGACGUCGAGCGCACCAAAGCCCAAGCGGACGCGCUCCGCACCACGGAGAACGAGCUUAUCCAAGCCCGUCUAGACACACUUCGAUUGACGGAGGAUGUGACGAAGUUAAGGCACAUUGUCCAGGACCAUCUGGACGAGCUUGAGGUCUACAAGGCGCGUUGCACCAAGCUGGAGAUGGAACAUGCAGAAUCUGUCGCAACGAAGGACUCUGAGAUUGGGAGUCUCACCAACCAGCUUUUGUGGCUGGAUGCAGAACUACGUGACCUCAAAGCACGUACCGCGCAUAUCGACCUGGCGGCUGGUCACGAUACUAACUCAUUUUCAGUGGCAAAUGAGAGCGGGCUUACCGCAGAUAUGAGUAACUCGGCUGCUAUCCCAGACGAGUGCAACUCGUACGAGGAAAUAUUCUCACAGUUUGUGCAUGACAGUUCUCCUGGAUUUGAAUCCCCUGUGAACACCUUUUCCACACUCGCCGUUGUUGUGGAUAACACAAAUUCCUCUUCCCAUGUUGACCGCAGUCGAGGUCCUGCUCUGAGUCCAAAAUCUGUUGCCGAUGUGCUGCAUCCUACUGCAAGCAAGAGGCAGCUGAGGAUCCGUCCACAGGAGACAACGCGAAAGAAAAGAGUCACUCGACCCCGCGUGUCCCCUCCAACAGAGGAGGAACGUAACCGCAUCCUUUAUUUGACCAAUGAUGCACAAUUUUGA